Molecule: messenger RNA, 4944 nt
Organism: Lagopus muta (rock ptarmigan)
Lineage: Eukaryota; Metazoa; Chordata; Aves; Galliformes; Phasianidae
Gene: TRIM36
Product: tripartite motif containing 36
Exons: 10
Coding region: 105-2279 (724 amino acids)
Molecular function (GO): zinc ion binding; protein binding
Source: RefSeq, a predicted model, not a curated record
CCCACCGCCCGCCAUUGUGGGCUGCCGCGGCUGCGGCCGGGGCGGCGGCGCGGAGAGCAGCGGUCCGUCCCGUCCCUGAGUCCGGGGCAGGAGGAGGGGCCGGCAUGGAGGGUGACGGGACAGAGCCGGAGGUUGCUACCAAAAGUAUUGAAAGAGAACUCAUCUGCCCAGCAUGCAAGGAGUUGUUCACCCACCCGCUGAUCCUUCCUUGUCAACACAACUUGUGUCACAAAUGUGUGAAAGAUAUACUAUUCACAGUUGAAGACUCAUUUGCUGAUGCAGGUUCUGAAUCCUCAAAUCAGAGCAGCCCGCGGUUCCGAAUCUCUUCUCCUAGCAUGGACAAGAUUGACAGAAUUAGUAGAUCAGGCAGAAAACACAACUCUUUGACUCCUAGAACAACUAUGUUUCCUUGUCCUGGCUGCCUGCAUGAUAUUGAUCUUGGAGAACGUGGUGUCAAUGGCUUAUUUCGAAAUUUCACUUUGGAAACAAUUGUGGAGCGACACCGACAGGCAGCCAGGGCAGCCAUAGCUAUUAUGUGUGACUUCUGCAAACCUCCGCCUCAAGAAUCCACAAAGAGCUGCAUGGACUGCAGUGCAAGCUAUUGCAAUGAAUGUUUCAAGGUGCACCAUCCCUGGGGAACUGUAAAAGCUCAGCAUGAGUACGUUGGACCAACCACUAACACCAGACUUAAAGUUCUGAUGUGUCCAGAACAUGAAAUGGAGAAAGUGAACAUGUACUGUGAAAUCUGCAGAAGGCCUGUCUGCCAUCUCUGUAAACUGGGUGGAUCUCAUGCAAACCACAGGAUAACAGCCAUGAGCACUGCCUAUAAAACUCUGAAGGAGAAGCUUUCAAAAGAUAUAGAGUAUCUCAUCAGUAAGGAGAGCCAAGUAAAAGCUCACAUCUCACAGCUGGGUCUGCUGCUGAAAGAAACAGAGUGCAAUGGGGAAAGAGCUAAAGAAGAGGCAUCUCAGAGUUUUGAGAAAUUAAUUAAUAUCCUGGAGGAGAAGAAGUCUGCAGCUCUUAGGGCAAUUGAAGUGUCUAAGAAUAUAAGGCUGGACAAAUUGCGAACCCAAGCAGAAGAAUAUCAAGGUCUCCUGGAAAAUAAUGGCCUUGUAGGAUAUGCUCAAGAAGUGCUUAAAGAAACUGAUCAGUCCUGUUUUGUUCAAACAGCAAAACAACUUCACGUCAGAAUCCAAAAAGCUACUGAAUCUCUGAAGAGCUUCCGGCCAGCAGCUGAAAGCUCUUUUGAAGGUUUUGUGGUGGACACAACCAAGCAAGAAGUGAUCCUUGAUGACUUAUCCUUCUAUUCCAGUGGUCUGGAAGUACCAGAAAUCAAUGAGGAGCAAUGCAGAAUGUAUAACAAAGCUGUGAUCAGCUGGGAGUCCUCCAAGAAGACAGACUCUGCUGAUAUGUACGUUCUUCAGUAUCGCAAGCUUAGUAGAGAAGAGGAGAGUGUGAUGUGGCAGGAGGUUGAAGUUUGCAGCAAGAGCAAAGUCAUACCUGAUCUUGAUGAAGACAGUAGCUACGCCUUUAGAGUUCGAGGAUACAAAGGGUCCAUGUGUAGCUCGUGGAGCAAAGAAGUUAUUUUGCGUACACCUCCUGCUCCAGUUCUUAGCUUUCUUUUUGAUGACAAAUGCGGGUACAACAGUGAACGUCUCCUGCUGAACCCAGAAAGAACGUCUGUGGAAAGCAGGGCUGGAUUUCCUUUACUGCUAAGAGCUGAACGCAUGCAGUUUGGAUGCUACACAACCCUGAAUUACAUCAUUGGUGACACUGGUAUUGCCAAAGGGAAGCACUUCUGGGCUUUUCAUGUGGAAGCUUAUUCUUACCUGGUAAAAGUGGGAGUUGUUUCUAGCACCAGGAUACAGAAAUUUUUCCACAAUACACAUGAUGUGACAAGCCCAAGAUCUGAACAAGACAGUGGUCAUGACAGUGGGAGUGAAGAUGCCUGUUUGGAUUCGUCACAGCCUUUCACACUGGUCACUGUGGGCAUGAAGAAGUUUUUCAUCCCCAAGGCAGCUGCUGACCCGAAGGAAGCUGCUGACCCCAAGGAUGCAGCAAGAAGAAUCCUUCCCCUGCCCUCCUGCUUGGGGAUCUGCCUUGACUGUGACAAUGGCAAGGUGGGCUUUUACGAUGCCAGCCGCAUGAAAUGCCUGUACGAGUGCGAGGUGGAAUGCUCAGGCAUAAUGUACCCAACAUUUGCCUUAAUGGGUGGUGCAGCAGUUCAUCUCAAGGAAGCCAUCCCAGCAAAGUACGUGGAAUACCAAGAUGACCUGUAGGUUAGUGCUCUCCUGUUGCUGUUCUGAAAUUAAAAAUAAGAGCAGAAGCAUUUCACCUUUGUUUUCAGUCCUGAUUCAAAUACAGUAUACCUAAGGGCUGUAUACGAGACUUUGGGUCACACUUCUGUGUUGCUUUGUUUGUUUGUUUGUUUGUUUGUUUCUUUGUUUCUUUGUUUGUUUGUUUGAAUAGUUCAGACAUUUCCAACAAAAGGAAAUGUUCUUCCAGGAUCUCCCCUGCCUUUCUUGUGAUCUGUGUGAUGAUGAUCUCCACAAACUUUCCUCCUAGGGAAGGUGGGGAGGAAGUUUGACUAACAACCAAAAUUACUUUUCAGGGAUAGAAAUCUGCCUUUUAUGUAACAUAGAUUCUCAUGUAGUCAGUUUUGAGUUUAACAGACCAAACUGACAGCAUAUGAUUGCCAUUAUUCUUUGAGAUACCUGUCUUCAUGCAUCUGCAGGAUCAAAAUUGCACUAAUAGAAUAAAAAGCAGUGAGAAAUGAAAACUGCAGGUGAACAUUUAGGCUGUGUUUGGAAGGAGGAGGUUAAACUAGAAACUUAAUUUCAUGUAAGUGUAAUGUAACUGUAAGCUGAAACUAGUUCUAAUGCCUGAUGUAGAGUUGAUGGUAUAAUUGUAAGUUCCUGUACUGUUCCAGGCUUUUAGUGUAGACAUAAAAUAUAUAAAGUGCAAUUUGACCCUAAAUGUCAGACUUCCAAGUCUGAUAUCUGAAGUUUUUGCAUGUAUGAGUAGCAAGCAGUACCUGGUUUUAGGCAAAAGUAAAUAAGUACUUAUUUACUGAUUCAGUUUUGAGACUCAAUUUCUGCCUUACAAGGCAUCUCUGUUCAGAUUUCUGUUCCGCUCAUGUUAAACACUGUAACAUGUUGUAGUGCUUGCAUCUGUUUGGAAGAAAUUUACACAAGCAGAAAUCAAACGUUUGAGUACUUCUACUGUUAAUUUUAAUUACUGAAAAACAAGGUUCUGAAGUGAAGGACGUUUCUAAAAUACACUCAAUUUUUUAUGAAUUUGGGGAUAUAAUGUUGCAUCUUGAUGAAUGUGAAGUAUGUUUACUAAAUACCUGUGUAUAGCUGUAGAGCAAUGAAUGACCUGAAAAUGGCAAGUGGGCACCAGUGGUGGUGGAUUGACCACUUGUCUUGGUCUUAGAGGUCUUUUCCAAAUGUUACGAUUCUUUGGUCCUCUUACCUUAUGAGACUGGCUCUCUAGCUGUGAAGGAUGAUGAAAGAUCUGGGAUUCGCUUCUUUCUUUAAUCUUAAAACUUAUCUUUUUGGUCCAUACCAGAUAUUAAACUGAUCAAAGGACAAAUCUUCCGUAGAAUUUUCCACAUGAUCCUGAUGGUUAGCUCUGAACAAGCUGCACAUGUACAAGGCUUCCCCAUCUGAUGUCUUAUUUUGCAUUUAAUAAGAUUGAGUCUGUUCUGCCAUCUUACCUAGUCACUUGGUACUGAGGCCUUCCUGCAUAGUGAACACAAAUCUUUACCUACUCUUGCAGCAGCUUCAGUUAUAGUGAGACAGAGCAGUUUUAUUCCCGCUGACAAAAUGUACCAUUCCUUCAAUCUGUUUUUUUGUUAUUCUGCCACUGAAAAUCCUUACAUUUCUGUAUGCUCUGUUGACUAGAUGACAAGUGCUCUUUGUUACUCAAGUUAUCAGUCAGACUCAGAAGUCAGGAUUCCCUUUUCUUUAGCUAUGGCUUAUCCCAAUGUGCAAUUUUCCUUCUUCCACAUAUCUACCAAAUAUUGGUUUAAAGCUACAGAUUGUAGAGUCGAAUUUCCUAAUCUGUUAUUCCCAGAUCAAAUCUCUUUCUACAGGUAAGUAUCUCAUUUUUAAUUCUUCUGUUUUAGAAGUUGUUAUAAAUUACAGGUUUUAUGUCUCAGUUACCACUCUACAGUUCCACACUUACAUCUUUAGAAGCAUCUGGACCAAUAUGACCAGGCUUUAGCUUUUCAUUACUUUAUGAAAAUUGUCAUAAAAUAGCCACAGCAUCUUAAAUGUGAAGAUAAGUCAUUCUGAAGGACUAUCUUUUAAAAGAAGGGGGCAAAAAAAGGGUAGUGAUUUAAGAAAACAGAAGUAAAGGAAGAAGAAUUCAGUUUUUUUCCUACUAUAUCUUUGCCUGACAUUCAUUGAAGAUGUGCUCUGCUAUGCAAUUACUUAUUCUACUGGGCACAGGCUGAUAUUACUGAAAACACUUACCUGCCUUUUGGUAUGUCAGUUUGUAAGUAUCUCAUUCAUCAUUUUAAAAUUGGUAUGGCUUUUGGUGUAGAAUGCCUUGAUGUAAGGGUUUUCAUCGCAGUGCUAUAUGGUGCUUGCUCCAGUUUAUUAAAUAGAAGCUGACUGUCAGAGGCAAAUGAUUUUUUCCACCUGUCAGAGAUACAGUUCAGUAGUACAUGCCUACACUGACACUUACUUUUCCAAAACAAUUUUCUUCCUACAAAACAGCACUUUACAAUGUGGACUAAGCUAAGAAUGGUGUGAUAUUGUGUGGAUCUCUGUGCAAUAUAGCUGUCUGGUGACUACUGUGUGAUUUGCAAAGCUCCAUUCAGGUGUGAAUCAUGUAGACCCUUUUUAAGUAUCUAAAGCUUUAACAAAAAGGCCUUAUUUAAAAAUACUCUGAAAUGUAAAUGUGAUGUCAGUUUUUUUCUUUUUUUUCUAAAUAAAA